Messenger RNA from Nerophis lumbriciformis (worm pipefish), 1041 nucleotides. NCBI's taxonomy places the organism in Eukaryota, Metazoa, Chordata, Actinopteri, Syngnathiformes, Syngnathidae. The record is from RefSeq and is a predicted model, not a curated record.
AUGGGCGACGACCGAGGGAUGACUACGAUUGCUAGGAGUCGGGAGGACAAGGAGGAGAGCAUGAAGGAGCUGAAGAGGAAGGUGGAGGCGGUGCUGAAGGCCAGCAGCUGGUGGGAGCGAACGGGCCUGGACUGCGCCACACUUGCUGCCGCUUUCGCAAUCUGCUUGCCUGCUGGUUUGCUGUUGCUUCGUUCGUCCGACUGGCUGCAGUGGCUGUGCGGGCUGCUGCUAAUGGGCGUUGUCCACGCUAUCGUCACGGUGAAGGGGGCGCACCUGUCCAGUCACGGGGCGCUCGGCCACUCGCUCGCCGCUAAACGCUUCUGGGCCAUCUUCUUCAUCGAGGUUUGUAGCUCGUUCUCGGCGCGGGCGGCGCAGCGCGCCCACAUUAACCUGCACCACCCGCACACCAACGUGAUCGGCUUGGGCGACUCCAGCACUUGGAAGCUUCCACGCCUCCCACGCUUGGUCUACCUCUUUGUGGCACCGCUCACCCUACCCAUCGUCACACCCGUCGCAGCUCUGGCUCAACUGGGCGACGCGUCGGCUGCGCUGUUGCUGCGGACACUGGCACUAAUACUGUUGGGCGUGGCAUUGCAUUUUUGGCUCCUGAUGGCGGUAUCUGGUUUCCAGUCGCCGCUGGGUGCCGCGCUCUGCAUGUUAGCCACCAGAUCCAUGUUUUCCCUGCCAUUUGUCCACGUCAACAUCUUCCAGCACAUCGGCCUGCCAAUGUUCGGUGAGAACGGUCGCCCUGCACGUUUGCUCCAGAUGUCUCACGGCGUUCUCAACCUGCCACGGAACAUUCUGCUGGACUGGACCUUCGGCCACUCGCUCAUCAGCUGCCACGUAGAACAUCACCUUUUCCCAUUCCUCUCUGACAACAUGUGUCUCAAGGUGAAACCGUUGGUGUCUCGCUACCUGGCCGAUCACAAUCUUCCAUAUCAAGAGGACGGCUACCUUUCCCGCCUCGGUCUUUUCUUCCACAAGUACCAGGAGCUGAUGGUCGCUGCCCCACCCAUCACGCGGUUGGCCGGCAUCCAAUGA